AUGAGCAUAAAUUUAACUCAAAAACUUAUCAUAGUUUUUGUUUUAAUUAUUUCCAUCUCAGCAUUUAACUCAGAAACACAAAACCUUAAAUCUCAAAAAGACAUUUACUCUGAAUUGAUAAACUAAACAGUAUCAGAGACACUGAAACUUAGAGAAGAAAAUCUUAAUUGGGUGUAAAGUAUCUAAACAAAGCACUUCAAUCUUUCUUCUGCAGAAACUACAGGACAAAAGAUACAGCUUAAAAAAAUAGAAGGUAUUAUUCCUGCUUCAUUCGAAAAAGUAAUUAAAUAUUACAAUGAAGCCUUUGAUAAUAGUUAAUAUGCAAGAAACAAAGAAUGUGGAAGCUAAUUGUUAAUAGAAAAACUUGAUGAAAGCUCUUUAAUUACUUUGUAUAGAGGAGAUGGAAAUGCCUUUAUCAGUCCAAGAGAACAUUUAUCAAUUUAAAAUAAAAUAUAAUUAAAUGAAAGCUAAAUUCUUAUCACCAGAACUACUCUCUCUGAAUACUAUAAAGUUAAAACUGAUCCUUAAGCUAUUCGUAUAAAUGGUAUUUAUAGCAUUUUCCUCAAAAAGAUAAGCGAUAAUGAAACCCAUUUCUUAUCUUAUUAUCGUUUUGACAUAGGAUAUGUUCCUUAUAUUUUUAUGAAUAUGGCAUCAGAAAAGCGUAUAAAUGUUCUUGAAAAUGAUAUUGAAUUUAUAAAUAAAAUUAAUUGA
This is a messenger RNA of Tetrahymena thermophila SB210, 711 nucleotides long. RefSeq names its product mammalian STARD1-STARD15-like lipid-binding START domain protein, putative. The transcript has a single exon. The record is from RefSeq and is a predicted model, not a curated record. Lineage: Eukaryota; Ciliophora; Oligohymenophorea; Hymenostomatida; Tetrahymenidae.